AGAUAUUUAAGAGCAGACGAAGAAACUCCUUCUCAAAAUUGGGUAUUUUAUAUUACGCAACCUUACCAAGCGAAUGUUAUUAUUAAAACUUAACUAUGGCUGUAUGUUUUCCAAAGUCGGAUGAAACAGAAAUGUAUACAUUAUCACCUCAGAGGUGUGUUGGCGUAUUUUGGGAUAUAGAAAAUAUUCUUGUCCCCAAAGAAAAAACUGCUUUCGAUAUCGUUCAGGCUAUCAGAUCAAGAUUCUAUCCGGAAAAUACGAUAGAAUGCGAAUUUAUAUGUGUGUGUGAUGUUACAAAACAAAGAUCAGCAAUUUUACAAAGCCUAGUCGACGCACAAGUUACAGUUGCCCAUGUUCCAGCAACUUGUAAGAAUGCUGCAGACAUUAAAUUAGCUCAAAGUAUUAGAAGAUUUAUUACGACUUACCAAUCACUUGCUACGAUUAUACUCUUAUCUUCCGAUAUAAACUUUUUACCCGAUAUAUCUGAUGCAAGAUAUCGCCAUAAUUGUCACGUUAUACUAAUCCAUAACACUAAUGUAUCGGGUGCCAUGUUGGCCUCAGCUCAUCAUCAUAUCAAUAUUCGAUCCCUUUUAGAGCAAACUGCUCCUCUUCUUCAAAUUGAGGAUCGUGAACGUCAAAAUUCAAACAAUUGCACAAAAGUGCUAGUGAACAAUCUACCAGAUGUUCAACCAUCGUUUCGUGUAGCUUCGAGAUUAAGGAAACUCAGUGAGAACUGUGGUGGAAAAGUACUAAAUAUUGCUGGACCUACGGCUAUUAUGAGAUUUUCUUGCAACACUGAUGCUCAAAGAGCAAAACAAAGAAUGGACGGUCAAGAUGUCUUUGGACAAAAGAUUAAGUUAGAUUUUCUGUACUCAGAUAAUCGUAGGCAUAGAAAAACUAGAAUUGAAAAUUCUAGUACAGAUAGUGAAGGAAAUUCCUUACAAAUUCGCUCAAAGCGACAGGCUUUAUCGGCUCCUUUAAAGCCAAGAAACACAGUUACUGCAAGAUGUCCGCCUGAAAACAAAACGAGUGAUCCUAAAACUUCCGAAUCCAGAAAAUAUAGUUAUAGCGAACAUAGACGCAGUCAUGAAUUGUCAAAUGGACACAGUGUUGUACAAACAAAGAGAUACAUGGCAUCAUAUCAAGAAAGUUUUUCAAACCAGACAGUAGAUGGCGAGUUGGAGGACAAGUAUUCAAAAGCAGGAAAAUUAUUUGACGACAGAUUGCGGUUAAAAGAGUAUAUUGUUCAUACUUUAGAACAGAGCAAUCAAUUCACUUUAAGAUUGCAAGUUCUUCAGAGAAUUCUCCUUGAAGAGUUUAGCUGCAACUUUGAUUUGCUGCAGUUAUUUUACUUUAGUGAUAUUAUUUAUUUUUGGAAAGAUAACAGUGAAGUCUAUGUGACUUUAAAUAAAGAUAACGAAAAAAAACCAACAGUCGAUUCUCGAUCAUGUGGGAAAGAUGUAGAUCCUAAUUAUGCACUACCGCACGUUAACUUAUCGCUAAGAAUAUUAACACCAAGAAUACACACUUUGAUUGCUGAUCACGGUGGAUCCCUACCUUUAGAUAUAUUUCCAACAGAAUACGAAAAACACUUUGAAAGUAUGGCUUCUUUACUAGAUGAAGAUGGAGUGUCUUUUGAACAUCUCAUUUCUUGCGUGCCAGGAGUGAGAAUUUCCAAAAUCAAUAAAAGAAAAGUAGUUGUGGCGAGGAAAGAUGGUGGUGAUGAUGAUAAUGAAGGUAAAAUAAAACAGAUAAACGACGAUAAGUUAAUUCUAUUGGGAUCGGAGAUUACUUUAAUGUUGAGUCAAAAUCGUGGCUGCAUGAUAUCUCUUGAAUCUUUUUUAGAUCACUAUUUAUGCCGCUAUAACAAGCUCUGUAACCCUAAGGAUUACGGAUGUUGUAAUUUAGAUGAUCUACUCAAUAAACUCAAACAAAUUGUUCAGGUGUUAGGAAGUGGAUUAAAUCGUCUGCUAACUCUUUCUCACAAUGUUCAAGUCUGUAGAUUUGUUAAAGUUCUUGUCGAUCUAGUCAAGUCAGAAAAUCGUACUCGUUUUGAUAUUCCCGAUAUUUUGGCUCUGUAUAGAACUCGAUAUAACAAAGAAUUUGAUCCACGGAACUAUGGCUUAUGUUGUAUAGAAGACUUACUCUCAAGCAUACACGAUCCACAUAUCAAAAUUGAAAGAGAGAAUGGUAAAACUAUCAUAUCUUACUACAAUGAGAAUACCGAUAUAAAGAACUUGCAACAUAAAUUGGUUCGCUAUAUAAUGAUACAUCACGGCUGCGUCUCUUUAAGCGAAUGUAGUAAAAGGUUCCCCGAUUGCAAAAAUCUGACGAUAGCGGCUGAGAAAUUUGAUAAAACAAUAAUACAAAUGUGUGUAACAAAGAAGAAUGUCAAGAUACUUGUUUUGGGAACAGAAUUUAUUCGAAAUUGGUUCUGCGAAAGACUUUUCCUUUAUCUGCAAGGAAAGAAAGUCCUAGAACUGAAGGAUUUCAAAUUAUGUACACUUGGCAUUGAUCAAAGAAUCACAUUUGAACAUCUUGGUGUGACAAACUUAAACGAACUCUUUUCAUUAUUUCCUGAAAUUUGCAAGAUAGAAGAAAGUAUUGCCAAUGCUACAGUUAGAAUGAAUACAGCAGAGGAGAAUUCUAAAUAUAUUUCAAGACUUUUGCCAUUAGUUAUGGACAAAACAGUUGAUGGAGGUUUGGACCUAGAUUUGAUGCAAAAAUAUUAUCAGAAUCGUUAUUCGUGUGGUUACUUAAGUCAAAGUGUUAUUGAACAUAUACUCAAAGAUAUGAUUGUUAUCUACGAUUACGAAGAUCUAGAGCAGUCUCUUGUAUAUCUUACUCCACUGUAUAGUUUUGCCAGAGAUGCCAGACAAAUUUUGGUAAAAACUCAUUCUUGGAUUACAACUGAGGAUUUUAAAACGUAUUAUCAAGAUAAAUUCAAGCAAAAGUUGGAGACAAGAAUUUAUGGAAAGAAAGAUAUUGUAUCAUUAUUCUAUUCGAUUUCGGAGGUCAUCGAAAUCAUUGAACAUCCUGAAAAGGCGGAUGUGUUGGUAAAACUUAAGAGGGAUUUUCGACCAAUGAUGAGACUAUCAACAAAAAAUAGAAAUCGUUUAGCUGCCGAUUUUGGCCAAUUGUUUUGA
Messenger RNA from Dimorphilus gyrociliatus, 3146 nucleotides. Lineage: Eukaryota; Metazoa; Annelida; Polychaeta; Dinophilidae. The record is from the annotation of a GenBank genome assembly.